GAGCGUGGUCCUCCUCCUCUUCGAACGUCUGUUUCACGAACUCGCCGCGUAACGCUUGCGCUCACGACUCUCACAAGGCCUCCGACGAUUCGCUGUCCAAAACCUUCCAUCCCGCAUCUGUGGCUGGUUCUAUCGGAAGUCUUGGCGUACAUACCCACCGUCCGCAGUACAAGAACCGUCAGCGGAUAUACUAGCGACGAUCGCAGUCUCACUCUACUGCUAGCCUUCUCAAUAUGGUAGAAGACAAGUAUAUUGGUCUACUACUGGCCCUCGGCGGUUCAGUAGGAAUCGGGAGCAGCUUCAUCUUGACGAAGAAGGGUCUUAUGCAAGCCAGCCAGGCGUCGGCUUAUGCUGCUGCGUCGGAUAGCCACACAUACUUCAAAAGUCCACUAUGGUGGGUGGGCAUGACUCUGAUGGUUAUCGGGGAGAUUGCGAAUUUUGCGGCGUACGCCUUUGCCCCACCAAUAUUGGUCACCCCGUUAGGUGCCUUGAGCGUCAUCAUUGGUGCAAUUCUAGCGUCAUUUCUACUGGAUGAACGCCUCGGCCACCUUGGUCGGGUAGGAUGCGCGUUAUGUCUACUAGGCUCCCUGAUCAUUGUACUGCACGCGCCGCCAGACAAACCCAUUGAAACGGUUGACCAGAUCUUGCACUUCGCGCUACAACCAGGAUUCCUGUUCUACUGUUUUGUCGUGGCGGUCUUCUCACUGUGCAUGAUCUACUUCGUCGUACCGCGAUACGGACGCACGUUCCCGCUCGUGUACCUGUCCAUCUGCUCGCUUGUCGGUUCCGUCUCGGUCAUGGCGAUCAAGGGGCUCGGCGUCGCGGUCAAGCUCACCUUGUCGGGGAACAACCAGUUCGGACGCCCCGCGACAUACGUUUUCGGCCUCCUCGUUGCGGGCUGUAUCGUCGUACAAAUGAACUACUUCAACAAGGCGCUCGACACCUUUUCCACGAACGUUGUGAACCCAAUGUACUACGUUGGUUUCUCAACAGCGACAAUCGUCGCGUCCAUCAUCCUUUUCCAAGGCAUCAACACAGACGAUCCCGCAAACUCACUCUCGCUCCUCGCUGGGUUCAUCACGACCUUCCUCGGCGUGCACCUCCUAGAGCUCUCGCGCAGCGCAGAGUCCGGACGGCCCUCGGACGACGGGUACGUGCGCACGCGCGACGGGGACGUCGUCGGGCUCGAAACGAUAUACGAGCCCGAGCCGGGAGAGGACGACGAGGACGAACGGACGCACCUGCGCUCGGGCGGCGGCAGCCUCGACCGCGACCGCGCGCACGGGCUCGGACUCGGACUGGGGCUCGGUAGCAGAACGAACGGGGACUUGCACGUGUAGAUCCUGCCUCCUUGUGCCGAUUACGCGCAUAUACUUACAUACCAUUCCACUGCAUGAGCGCGAUCGGACACUGCCCGUGGCACAGCACCGCGUUUGAGCGGCCGAGCUCGGACUCUUCCCUCCCCGGGGCGGCGCGUGUGGGCGUAACUUAUAGUAUUGUACGGGGAUCUAUGUGUAGAGCUAGUGUACGUAAUGAUACAUCUGUAGUGCGCCGCGGGCGCGCGCGGUGAUGGUAC
This is a messenger RNA of Trametes versicolor FP-101664 SS1, 1576 nucleotides long. Its product is annotated as DUF803-domain-containing protein. Lineage: Eukaryota; Fungi; Basidiomycota; Agaricomycetes; Polyporales; Polyporaceae. Gene Ontology annotation, molecular function: magnesium ion transmembrane transporter activity. Gene Ontology annotation, biological process: magnesium ion transport. Gene Ontology annotation, cellular component: membrane. The coding region runs from base 234 to 1340 and encodes 368 amino acids. The record is from RefSeq and is a predicted model, not a curated record. The transcript is spliced from 7 exons.